Xiphias gladius (swordfish) is the source of this 1002-nucleotide messenger RNA. RefSeq lists its product as uncharacterized. The record is from RefSeq and is a predicted model, not a curated record. Lineage: Eukaryota; Metazoa; Chordata; Actinopteri; Istiophoriformes; Xiphiidae. Gene Ontology annotation, biological process: response to bacterium. The transcript is spliced from 4 exons. The coding region runs from base 16 to 840 and encodes 274 amino acids.
GGGUGUUUUACCACAAUGAUUGGACGACUGGCUGCUGUGAUUCUUCUUGGUAUAGUUUCUCUGAUUCAAACUGCAGAGGUUCCUCACCAGAUCCCUUUGAUUGUGGUUGAACUUGGUGGGAAUGCUACUUUGCAAUGUCCGGUCUCCGAGAGGGAAGGCAAAUUCUUUCACUGGUAUAAGCAGGCUCCCGGAUAUAUGGUCCAAACAGUUGCUACAGGAACUUACUCCAAGCAGACACUAAGUGGACAAUUUGAGAACCCACGAUUCAGUGUCACAGAGGGGGACUCUCAGUAUCUUCUUACCAUCAGAAAUGUAAUCAAAGAAGAUGAGGCAACAUACUUCUGUCAAAGUGGAACAGCGUAUUCACAGAGCUUUGCUAAUGUCAUCUUCCUGGCAGUAAAUGAUUGGAAUCAGCAGAAAUAUGUCCACGUGAAACAAAGACCGGAGACAGCAUCAGUCCAGUUGGGGAACACAGUCACUCUGCGGUGUUCACUUCUCUCCGAGGACAUGGAAGCCAGAGUCCAGUGUCCAGGUGAACACAGUGUGCACUGGUUCAGAGCUGGAUCAGGGGAACUUCAUCCAGGCAUCUUUUACACUCACAGGAACAGGAGUGAUGAACAAGAGGGAAGGAGCUGUGCCUACAGUUUAUCCAAAACUAUACAGGACUCCUCUGAUACUGGGACCUACUACUGUGCUGUGGUCACAUGUGGAGAGAUCCUGUUUGGUGAAGGAACUAAAGUGGAGACAAGAUCCAAGUUGGACCCAGUUGUCUUUGUUCUUGGGGUACUGUUGGCUCUCUGUGUGAUUGUGAUUGCCAUCCUUAUUUUCUCAAGAGACUGAAGGUAAGUUUAGUAUCACUGAAAAAAGUGACUGCGGUAUGUAACUUGCAUUUACAGAUUUUCUGGAUCCAGGACGUCACAGAAAGAAUCAAGGGACCCCUUUCGCUAACUGUGGAAAAUGCAAGUCUCAAUUUGGAUCAUAUCGUUCCCCCUCUUACUAAUU